Hippocampus zosterae (dwarf seahorse) is the source of this 4919-nucleotide messenger RNA. RefSeq names its product AP2-associated protein kinase 1-like. Lineage: Eukaryota; Metazoa; Chordata; Actinopteri; Syngnathiformes; Syngnathidae. Gene Ontology annotation, molecular function: protein kinase activity; ATP binding. Gene Ontology annotation, biological process: protein phosphorylation. The transcript is spliced from 18 exons. The record is from RefSeq and is a predicted model, not a curated record. Bases 656 to 3040 code for a protein of 794 amino acids.
CAAUCACAGUGAGAAAAAAUGAUGGCGAAUCUUCCAGCAAACCCUCGUCUGUAAAUCCCAGUUAGCUUUGUUAAUUGGAUUUAUACACUGGAUUUAUAUAGCACAGACAGCUCAAGAUACGAUAUUUGUUGGAGACACUGGAAGAAGGGAGAUUAAUUCAUUUAGCGUGAUGUGAUAUCUUAGAUUUAGAAGCGUAUGCGGGCAUGUGUGAUAAGUCGCUUUGGAUAGUGCAGAGCUACCUGCUGCCUGUGCAUGCAGCUGUCAUCGCACCUAGCUGGUUAGCUUAGCUGCAUAGGUGCGCUAACGACCGCUCCGGGCUAAUAGACUGUUAGUACAGUCAUCCAGCAGUCGCUUUUGGGAGUUUAGAGUAGACCAGUGUUUCCCUUUUUGACGCCAAAACGCUAGUUAAGACACGUUCUGGUCCUGCCAAUUUCGGACAAAGCGUUAGCCCGGACAUCCUGCUUUGUCUUUUUCGGAAUACUUUGAAGUCCAGUUUGUCAGCGAGCGUUAAGCUAGCUGCUGUCAUUCAAAGACAGUUACCUCAUCAGCCACCACCUCGGUCGGGGACCGAUUGUUCCUAAUUCACGACAGACUUUCUUUGGUGUUUUAUACACUUUGAUAUCGGAAUUGUCGAUUUGGAUAACACCUGUAGGGAAUGAAGAAAUUCUUCGACUCCCGACGGGAGCUCGUGAGCUCGGGGCCUGGUCAGGGAGCCGGCGGAGGGGGCGCAGGUUCCAGCAGCGGAGGCAGCUUCAUCGGCCGGGUUUUUACCCUUGGACGACAUCAAGUGACCAUCGAAGAGAUCGUGGCUGAAGGAGGUUUUGCCAUUGUUUUUUUGGUGCGCACAAAUCAGGGUCAGCGGUGUGCGCUAAAGCGGAUGUAUGUUAACAAUGAGCAUGAUCUUCAAAUCUGCAAAAUGGAGAUACAGAUUAUGCGGGACCUCGUAGGGCACAAAAACAUAGUUGGCUUCCUGGAUUCCAGCAUAGCUGCAGUUGGAGCUGGCGAUGUGUGGGAGGUCCUAAUUCUUAUGGACUUCUGUCGAGGGGGACAGGUGGUCAACCUGAUGAACCAACGCUUACAGACUGGCUUCACAGAGGCAGAGGUGUUGCAGGUCUUUUGUGACACGUGUGAAGCUGUUGCUCGUCUUCACCAGUCCAAGACUCCAAUCAUUCAUCGAGACCUCAAGGUGGAAAAUAUUCUUCUGCAUGACCAGGGACAUUAUGUGCUGUGUGACUUUGGGAGCGCUACAAACCACUUCCAAAACCCACAGACAGAGGGUGUACCUGUCAUUGAGGAGGAAAUCAAAAAGUACACUACUUUAUCAUAUCGUGCGCCAGAGAUGGUCAACCUCUAUGCUGGUAAAGUCAUCACAACAAAGGCAGAUAUAUGGGCUAUGGGAUGUCUUCUCUAUAAACUAUGCUAUUUCACGCUUCCUUUUGGGGAAAGCCAAGUUGCUAUCUGUGAUGGCAGUUUCACCAUUCCAGACAAUUCACGCUACUCCCACGAUAUGCACUGUCUCAUCAGAUAUAUACUGGAACCCGACCCCGACAAGAGGCCAGACAUCUAUCAAGUAUCUUACUUUGCCUUUAAACUGAAUGGACAAGAGUGUCCUGUUCCAAAUUUACAUAAUUCAUCCAUUCCUGCAAAACUACCCGAGCCAAUCAAAGCCAGUGAAGCAGUGGUCAAAAAAAGUCAAACCAAAGCCAGGAUCACAGACCCAAUUCCUACCACCGAAACCUCAAUAGCACCUCGACAAAGGCCUAAGCCUGGCCAGACUCAACCACAGCCUAUAUCAGGCAUCCUUCCCAUACAAGCAGGUCUGACCCCACGCAAGAGGCCCAAUGUUGCUGCUGCAGCACCCCAGGCCAUAGGUGUAGGUGUUAAUGUCCCAACUCCAGGUGCCCUCCAGACUUCCCAACAGGCUCCUGCUGCAGCACAGGCUUCAGUGCGACCAAUGCAAACCACCACCAUUCAGCCUCAGAUCACACCGCGACCUCAGCAGCUCCACAUGAAACAGCAGCAGUCUUCUGCUUUCGUACACCUACAGAUUGCCCAGCAGAGCUUUGACUACCAAGUCCAGCAUACUGCCACUGUGACACCCACUCUGCUGCAGUACAAAGCUAAGUCAGAUUUCCUCGCUCUCACACUGCGCCGGCAGCAGCAGCAUGAGGUCCAGGAAAGCCCAGUUCUCCAUCUGACCCCCAUCCCAGAGUGCUCCGUCAUUGGGCCAGCUGCUGACCCAGAUGUGGCAACUGUAAGAGGGCACAAAGUCGGCUCCCUAACACCCCCAUCGUCCCCAAAAAUGGCAGCCAAAAGUGGUCAUAGACGUAUCCUGAGCGACGUCACUCACAGUGCCAUCUUUGGUGUCCCCAUCAGCAAGUCCACCCAGCUACUGCAGACAGCCGCAGCUGAGGCCAGCCUCAACAAGUCCAAGUCAGCCAGCACGACUCCUUCUGGCUCUCCAUGCUCGUCCCAGCAGACCGUAUAUCACCCAGCUGAUGUGGACACCCAGUCUGCCCAUGUGACACCCAAUACUCAGCCCAGUUGGAACCCCUUUGGCGAUGAUAACUUCUCUAAGCUAACUGCUGAGGAGCUGCUUAACAAAGACUUUGCAAAACUAGGUGAAAAUGCUGCACCAGAGGAGAAGUCCAGAGGUGACUCUCUCAUUCACAGGCUCAAUUCAUUUGGAGACUCUUUAAAUGGGAAAGACUCUAUGCUGGGCUGCCAUCUUCUAUCUUAUACUUCUCAUGGAAACCAGAAUGUUUCUGCUCCUUCUUCCUAUCGGCCCUCUGCUCCUCUUGGCUCCUGCUCCGCAGCCUGCCUGGAAGAGCUGCAGCCUGCUCAGACAGCUGCUGACUCUUCUUUCCUCAUGUCGCAAGGAGAGAAAGGGAAUAGUGACGAGUUUGACCCUAUUCCCGUGCUCAUCUCCAAAACCUCAAACCAAGGUGGUCACUCACGCAACAACAGUGGCAGUUCAGAGUCCAGCCUUCCCAACUUGACUCGCUCCCUUCUACUGGUGGAUCAGCUCAUCGACCUCUAGAGGGUUGGGAGAGGUCAAGGGGGCAGUGUGUAACCCUGACGUUGGACAGGGCAGGCGGGUUAGAGAGAUGUGAAAAAUGUAGCAUCUUCUGAAAUGAAAGAGAGGACUUGGCAUAGACUUGUUCCCCGUCGGCUCUGAUAGGCUGUUUUCAUAAAGCUCUGGUAACAUUCACAUCAAUGCUCAAGCAUAUCUUCUGCCGCUAACAUUGGCUACACCAUGGCCUUCCUCACGCUUUUCCCCCAUAAUUGCUCAUUUAACAUGCAGCCAUGGUGGUCUUUUUUCAUUUCACGAUGGACUGCUUGAUGACUGCAACUUUGCUUUCCCCUUGCGUGCGUGUGCGCGUGAGUUGAAGCUUUAUUUGGAACCACUCUUGACCAAAAGAGUGAGAUUGAGAGUUUUGGGCACUUUCUCUCAAAACUUACACACCAUCAUUUUAGGCUCUGACCUGGAAAAACAUGCACCUGCACUGACUCAUUAGGAGUGACAAAAUCUCUGUCCAGGCAGGUUUCUCAAAUGGCUGUGGGUUGUUGUGCUGGUGCUUUCAUACACUGGUUUGUAAACAUCACACAUCACAUACAGUACAUGCGAACCCCAGUUCCAGUUAAGUUGGGACAUUGUAUGAAAUAAAACCAAUACAAUGAUUUGCAAAUCUUUUUUUAACCUAUGUUCAAUUGAAUAUGCGACAAGGAAGUAUUUAAUGUUCAAACUUAUAAAUACUACCUCUUUUCAAAUACUCCCACAUUUUGAAUUUGAUGCCCGCAGCACAUUCACAAAUGACAGCGGCAAAAAAAAAAAAGGAAACAUUUCAGAGUUCUCAAAAAACACCUGUUUGGAACAUGCCACAGGUUAGAGGGAUACAAGGGAGUGCCAUGAUUGGGUAUUAAAGCAACAUCCCCGAAAGGCUCAGUUGUUGGCAGGCAAGGAGGAGGUGAGAUUCACUACUCUGUGAACAACUGCAUGCGUAAAUAGUCCCUCAGGCAACACUGCAUUCAAAACUUGGAUUAUUGUGUAGCGGCUAUUGCCACGCAGGCUAAGAAACACUUCAGUAAACCAUUGUCAGUAAAUACAGUUCGCAAGACCAACAUGCUGUUGGCUGUUGAUGCCAGCAAGACUCUAGCUGGUCACCAGCAAUCCCCAGCUCCAGGCGGGUCUCCGGCAAUGCUGGGCGGCUUUGGACCUGUUCAUAGAGCGGAUUGCCCAGAGCUGUUCGAAUCGUGGCUGUUUUGUUGUGUUUUUACUGAUCAGCAAGACCAGUGUGAAAACACAACAAAACUAUGCUGGGGGUUUUUUUCUAGCAGGGCUAUUUGUAAUUUCUGUUCACGUUCACCCAAAUAGUGUGUUAUGGUGGAGUUGAGUCUCCCGCAUCAAACUCAUCCAAGCAUGGCUUUAUGGAUGGAUCCUGAUUUAUGCACUGUUAUACGGGAACAGGAAAGGGCAUUCCCCUUGCAAAGUUGGUAGCAUACAAAAUGCCUCACAGUUGAAGAAUUUGAAAACUUCUCUCCAUGCAGUCUAUGUCGGCGUCGGCUUACAAUGCCAACCAUUUUCAGACCCUCCUUUACCCUACCAUAUGAUAAAAAAAAAUGUAAAAGACAUAAAACUUACGUACCUGAGAUUGAAUGUCUGGAUUCUUAAGACAUAUCAACAUGUCGCUGGGAAUGUUCAAAUAGGGACGCCAAAGUGGUAGAAUAAUGAAGUGAUAUUUUGUCCUAAACGUGCAUUUGUUAGAAAAUACAGCCGUCACACUAAAAGGAAAGACCUCUGAUCUCAGUGAACAUGUUGACAUGUGAUGACUCAUUCGUUCUCUAGAGCAAAUGUAAAAAUGUGAUAUAUGUACAGUACAUUGAAAGAUUUGUGUAUAAAUGCCAAGAUGUCCACCUUU